AUGGCGACUAUGCAUGAGUGUAUUGCUAUAAACACAAAUAAUAUCAGUCAGAAUCACUUUUGUAUGGUCUUUUCAAAGUUUAAAGACUAUCUAACACGUAAUGUCAACGGCAGAAUCAAGUGGCUGGGUGAUUUUGAGAAUUUGAAGCAUUUUAUGGCAGAAUUAUAUGAUGCUGGAGGUGUCUGGAACUCGCCCGGGGGAAGUGCUAAAGUAUUUCUUUAUGAUCAAAUCAAGCUUACAUGGUAUGCGGACAACAACUCUAUGAUAUUUAAAGGUGUUGAUGGCCAAAUUCUGGAACGAUUGGUGAUUUCUACGCUAGAAACUGGCGUGCUAGAAACUGGCGUUUUAUUAACAAACGUGCAUAGUAACGGCGAUCUUGAGUUAAACACAUCAAAUAUUGAAGUUUGUGAUAAAGACAAGGUCGAAAGCUACUUUAAAGAUUGUUCUUCUCAAACGGUGAAUCAUCAUGAAAGAUGCACGAAUUGUGACCGAUUAUCAACAGAACUGACUGCUGCUGUAAAGAAAAUUGAUGGAUUAUAUGAGACUGUGAACAAAAUCUUCGAGUUGGUAUGUAUGAAAUCAAACUCAACAUUACUCACUGGCACGAUUAUGCAUGACCUCGGGCUAAAUACAGAUUUUAGUUCUGCUAAAGAUACAAACAGUAAUUUGCGAACUGUUUGUGAACUGUCUACAGAUCUCGAAGGAGUUAAGUUGGAUGCUGUUAUUACGGAGUCUAAACUUUCUAAAAACAUCCAUUCAAACCACGAAAAUAUUAACAAAAACAUGAAAUUGAUUGAUAAAUUCUCUCAUGAACUGGCUAUUAUGCAGUGCGAACAACAAGAUCAUUUUCGAAAAAUUUCUAAACAUGACUUAGCAAUUAAUCAAUUAAUUCAUCAUUUAGAAACUAUUCAAAGUGAGCAAGGCAAACACAAUCAACAAAUUAGUGAACAAUACACAAGUAUUGAACAAAUAAGAGAAGGAUUAGCCGUUAUGCAUGAUGAACAUGUUUUGAAUCACUCAAGCAAGAACUCGUCAGAAAUAAUACAAAGCAAGGAAAUAAAAAAUGUAAACGUUAACAGCACCUCCAGUCAUGUAAUUAUUGUACAUGACACAACCUCCUCGGCUAUGGAAACAAUACCCAAUCAAGACAAACAAUAUGACUACAAUGUCCAUUGCCCGUUUGGUAAUAGCGAUCGACCUUUAACAGAGAUCAUCGAACUGUGUGAAGAUGUAAUUAGUAUUGAUCCAGAUAAUAGUUUAAACAAAACCCUGCAGGAAAACUGUUCAUUACUUAAAACCCCAACAGAAGACCAACAAAGUGUUACAUUAAAAUCAACCCACUGUAAUGAAGCAGCGGAAUCAGGGUGUGAAAUUAAUACUAUUACUAAUCUGGCGAAUGGCGAAUCUCUUGCUCCCGAAACAUACCAAUCGAACGAAGAAUUGUCCCAUUCCAUGCCAGCGAAAACAGUUAAUUCAACUUUAAUUAAAAACGCAAUCAGAAAAAUCGGGUCCCUCCGAACAGGUCAGGUCAAAAAGCAGUGA
Messenger RNA from Paramuricea clavata, 1542 nucleotides. NCBI's taxonomy places the organism in Eukaryota, Metazoa, Cnidaria, Anthozoa, Malacalcyonacea, Plexauridae. The record is from the annotation of a GenBank genome assembly.